Amoebophrya sp. A25 is the source of this 2626-nucleotide messenger RNA. Lineage: Eukaryota; Dinophyceae; Syndiniales; Amoebophryaceae. The record is from the annotation of a GenBank genome assembly.
CGAUGAAUAGCUCAGCUAUUCAUUGCGAUAUUUUUUGCAUGUGUGUUCGCGCAAGCCCCGCUGGGUUUGGAUAAAUCCAAAUGGAGACGAGCGAAUCAAGAGUGUCAAAAUGAAGUGAGCACAAUCUGAAGUAAUUAAUAGAAGUAUCUACGAAAUCGAUUACGCUACUUUUUCCGAGGCCACAAUCGACAAAGAGUCUAGUAGUUUCUCUUUUCUUUGAGAACAAAGCUUAUCUUGAUUCUUCUAGACACAAAACCAUGGAGUUCGUCGACCUGGACUGUGCGUUCGCAAGAAGCGUCAGUAAAUGCUCAAAGUGCGAGAAGACGAUCACAGCAUUGCACAAUGUUCGCAGUGCCUCUGGUUGUGGUGCGCUUCUUUGUGCAACAUGCGCUGACGGCGGCAAGUCCUGCGUCCUUUGUGGACAUGCAGACUGUAAGGUGGAACCAAUCUGUGGUUCCCUGAAAAACAUGCUGUCAGUGAAAAUGGUCAAAUGUCUCAAGUGCAAAGCGCUCAUGAAGUACCGCGACUAUGAAGCUCACAUGACUGCCGAUUCUAUGGUGUUUCGCAAGAUAUGGGAGGCCGAAAAGGGUUGUGCAACGGGAGAAGCCGGUAAGAAGCUUAGACAGUUUCUAGCUUAACUGACGAAUCAUGAAUUCUACAUCAGGUGGAUGAACAGGAAAUUGUAACCGUGUUGUAAUAUGAUCGAUUGAUUUUGGAUGCUCAAGACAAACGCGGCAUCGUUUCUUGUAAUGAUCAAAUCUAUCAAAUAGGUACUGAUACCAGCAAUGCAGCAGGCAUAUUUUUUGAUGACCUGUGCCCUCAAGCAGAAUACGAAUGCAUUCACAAAGACCGUGGUUGCACCUUCCGAGGCUCAGCUACCGAGUUGCGCAAGCACCUGCAGGAUGAAUGCGUCAAAGGUUAUCGAGCACUGGAUGAUUUAUGCCAAGUACUUGCACUCGGUUAAUGGAAGGACGAAGGAAUAGGAUAAACAACAAGGUAAAUAAGAUUUGACAUUCAAACGUCUUGAGUUGUGAUCCGGAAGCAAUAUGACAGAGUACCAUUUCUUUCUACCCUGUCUAAUAAGGGAAGCGGUACGGCUUUGCGGUGGGAUCACUAGAAUGCGGCAAAACGUUGAUACGAUUCGACAACUCCUUGGGCGUGGAGGUGGCAGUGGUGCCAAUGCUCCGCCAGUCCCGCCUAAGCGCUUAGAGGAGCACCUGCGUGCAGCUGAAAUCUUCAUCACUGCUAAAGAAUUCAGCAAAAUCUGUGAUCAACAAUCUAGUAGUAAGAGCAAAGGUACUUCUGCUGAUGUAGUGAACAAGACCAAGCCUGUUACGAAACGAGAUUCUACUGGUGGUUCAUCAAAGGACACGGUGGCAGCCCCUGAGGAGGGCGGUGAUGAUCAAAGUGUCAAUGACGUUAACCAUGUAGAAGUUGGUUCAACAACAGAUAAAACUACGCCCACAACUCCAUCUUCAGUUCUUUCUGGUGUCCUCACACAUCUCGUUGAAACAGGCAAGAAGAAGGAACAAACCGAUGCCCUGCUGGCAGAUUACCGCUCAGUGUUGAAAUCGCGGGUAGUGGACACAUGGAACUUGAGUACUUUUGCGAAACGACCUGCUCCAGAAGCUUUAGUGCAGAGUGGAGUAAAGCGGAGGAAGAAGAACCAGACUCAAGCCGACCUCAACCUCACUACAUAUGGAUGGUGUUUAUUCCAUCCGUACCACCAUCGGGGCUCCCCUUAGUGCUAUACGUUUUGACGGGAAAAGGGUAGCCGUAAUGGUCUGGCUACGUAGAUGGAAUAGACGCCAUUCAUACUACAGAAGAUGGCGCAUGGCGCCAACUCUUCUACGAGGAGUUACCAGAGGAGAAGGAGCCACCGCCGCCGCCGACACCAGUGCGACCUGCGGCGCCAGCACGGUCCGUGACGCCGUCAACACCGGCACAAACACCAUGUAACCACUUCGUCCGGUUUGGACGCUGCAAAUUCGGGGUGAACUGCUGGUACGCUCAUGUGAGGAGAUGAAGCAGAGAUGAAAGAUUUAGAUUUACAUUGAUUUAUAGUAGAUUAAAGGCAGUGCCGCAACCGCAUGCAGCUGAAAAAACGCAUGUAUUUCUGGAAUUUACAGACACCGCUGAAAGAAUCGGUAUUUUUAGUUCAAACAAGAAAGUUUUGCAAGACAAGAAACUGAAUGUAGUAUGUUCAUGAUGCAUCCCCAUACCGUUUUUUUGUAUGCGAUUCUUCCUCAAAUUCCAUAUCCACCAAGUUGUAUGUCAUGAAGAUCUUCUAUUCAACAAUUUUUUAUUUACAAUCACCAUCAUCAGAAGUAAGUAAGUAACAAUUUUGAGAAUAAAUAUGCAAUGAGCUUAGGACUCAGUGAACUCGUAAGCAGUAUGUAAAAGUAUUAUUCAAUCGCAGGGAAGAAAGAAUUAUAGAUAUAGUGUUUUUUUGAAAGACAGGUAUUUAUUUGUACAUACUGACAAGUGCUGUCGGAGUAAGUAAUGAAAACUCCCACUCCAUUGAUGUGCAUGUGAAGUACCCCAUUGCAAACUUCAGGAUGCAACUUGGUUCCCAAUGCUAUAUUUUGAACCGGUAAGCCUUAUCAAGUCAAAAAUGGAAGCGUGC